AUGGUUGACAAGAUCAACUUGAUGCAGAACUCAUGGACGGCCUCCAAAGAUCAGCCGCCUUUCAAAGGUACGUCAAUCAAAGAUGUCCCUACUGGGUCUCUUGACGAUCUGAAGCCCUCUUCGACUUUUGAUGACGAAACUCGCCUCCUCGGAUCCACAGAACCGGUGUUGACGAAUUUACCAAGUGACUUUGAUGCUCGUCAGAAGUUUGCCUCUUGUGCUGGAGUCAUUGGGCAUGUGAGAUCGAAUGGCUGUAAUCGUGGCAACCUGAUUGAAGGACUGAACUUCAUGAAAAAUCAUGGCAUUGUUACUGGUAAUGAAUUCAAACCGGCGGACCAACUGGCUAGCGCUGAUGGCUGCUGGCCGUAUCCACUUCCGAAGUGCAAUCAUGCAAGCUCAGCGGCUAGCCAAUAUCCCAAAUGUCCGUCAGAGGCUCUCUCCCAGCCUGCAUGCCAAACUGAAUGCAUCAAUGAGUCAUACAAGACCAGCCUGCAGCAAGAUCUUCACCGUGCUAAGAGCUGGGGCCGUCUACCAACAUCUCCUCAGAAGAUCAAGCAAGAGAUAUUCGAUAAUGGAACCGUUCUCGGGGUGAUUUCUAUGUAUGAGGAUUUCCGACUCUACAAGUCUGGUGUCUACGUGCACACAACUGGUGGCCUC
Molecule: messenger RNA, 657 nt
Organism: Perkinsus marinus ATCC 50983
Lineage: Eukaryota; Perkinsozoa; Perkinsida; Perkinsidae
Product: cathepsin b, putative
Exons: 7
Biological process (GO): proteolysis
Molecular function (GO): cysteine-type peptidase activity
Source: RefSeq, a predicted model, not a curated record